AUGGCGUGUGAUUAAUCGUUGCUCGAUGCAGCGCUUAUUUACCUGGCAAUCUCCAUGGCGACUCGUCGGUUCUCGUGUUGGCGCGCGGCUCUCGUGCCAACAUCUCCUCCGCAUAUAUAUAUAUACCGCCACUGCACCAUUUUCGCUCGCCAAACUCGCGUGCACCAAUAAGCACCAUUAAAUUUGCUGCCCAAGAGUUUCUUUUUGUCAGUCACGCGCGGCCAACAUGGGCGUCAAGCAGCAGCAGCAGCUCUUCUUUUCCUUCACCAGCAUGUACGACGUUCUGCUCGACAAUCUGCAAAAGUCGCACAUGCGUGUGCAUUUGUACCGGGUGAUCUACAUCGGGGAGCACAGCAAUGAGCGCGCCGAGCAGCUGCACGAGUUCUUCGCCGAGUGCCUCGCGCGGAUCAAUCGCGACGCCCUAGACGCCCUGUGCGCCCUCUUCAUCCACUACUCGCGCCACUUCGUCCUCAUGCUCGAGGGUUCGGAGGAGGACAUCGUGCGGCACCUGACGAUCCUGACGCAAAGCGCGUCCGUCCACGCGAUCGGCGCGAUCCACGUAUUGAUCAUGUUGCGUGCCAACCAGAGGCUGCUGGACCCGGAGAACGGGUGGCGGGUGCUGCAGCUGAACCCUUCGGCCGAGGCGCACAUGUCCACUCGCCGGAUGAGCACCGGCGAACCCUGGCAGCAGGCGCGCAUCUGCGUCGACAAGAUCUUCCGACUGGCCGGCGUCCUCGCAGCCGCGCAGAUGAGUUGCGUCAGCGGUCCGCUGAUGGACAACGCGAUGGUGCCGGACGCUGGCAACCUUAGACAAGUUAUCGGAACCGGACUGCUGCAGAACUGCGGCGACUUUGCCGCUAGAUUGGCGCCGCCGAGCACCUUGGCUAACUUCAACGAUCACAUCUGGCCACCAGAGGACUUUUCUUGAAGGAUCGAAAAUAUUCCACUGUUAAUUUUGACAAAUGUAUCACACGAUCGAGUUUUCUUUUAAUUCAUGUUAAUUUAAGUCUCUAUUUCAAGUCCAG
Cloeon dipterum is the source of this 1025-nucleotide messenger RNA. RefSeq lists its product as uncharacterized. The transcript is spliced from 6 exons. Lineage: Eukaryota; Metazoa; Arthropoda; Insecta; Ephemeroptera; Baetidae. Bases 227 to 928 code for a protein of 233 amino acids. The record is from RefSeq and is a predicted model, not a curated record.